AUGGGGGAUAAAGAUAUUGUCGUAUCUACAAGCAAGCCAAGAGAGAGUAGCCAUUCAACCAUCCAAUGCCCAAUGCUUACUACCACAAACUAUACAGUUUGGAGCAUGAGGAUGAAGGUGGCUCUCAAAGUGCACAAAGUAUGGGAAGCGAUUGAGCCAGGCGCAGAAGAAGGAGAGAAGAACGAUUUAGCCAGAGCUCUAUUGUUUCAGUCCAUACCAGAAAGCUUGGUCUUGCAGAUAGGUAAUCUUGAUAUCUCGAAAGAAGUAUGGGAAGCAAUAAAAUCAAGGAACGUGGGAGCUGAAAUAGUCCGAGAGGCUAGACUACAGACACUGAUGGAUGAGUUCAACCGGAUCAAGAUGAAAGAGACAAAUACCAUUGAUGAGUUCUCUGGUAAACUUACAGAGAUAUCUGCAAAAUCAUCAUCCUUAGGAGAGAUCAUCGAAGAACCAAGGAUGGUAAAGAAAUUCUUGAGUAGUCUCCCAAGAAGGAAGUUCAUACACGUCAUAGCAGCUCUUGAACAAGUUCUCAACCUCAAUACCACGAGCUAUGAGGACAUUGUUGGGCGUUUAAAGGCUUAUGAAGAGCGAGUCAAAGAAGAAGACACUCAAGAGGAUCAAGGUAAACUUAUGUAUGCUAAUCUUGACUCUCAAGACGCUCAAGAUGGUCCUGGUAGAGGAAGAGGACGUGGAGGACGUUUCAAUAGAGGGAGAGGAUGUGGCAGAUGGAGCAACCAACGGGACUGGAAGGAAGGAAGAGAUACAACGAGGGUUGUGUGCUUCCGAUGUGAUAAAACGGGUCACUAUGCUUAUAAUUGUCCUCAUAGACUUCUCAAGCUACAAGAAGUUCAUGAGACCGAGAAUGAGAGUACGCGUGAAGCAGAGGAGCUAAUGAUGCACGAGAUUGUGUAUCUCAAUGAGGAGAACGUGAUACCAAAAGACAUAACGACAAGAGAUGAUGGAGACAACAUGUGGUAUCUAGACAAUGGGGCAAGUAACCACAUGUCUGGAAACAGAGAAUACUUCUCAAGUCUUGAUGAAAGAAUCACAGGUAAAGUGAGGUUUGGUGAUGACUCUCGCAUUGAUAUUAGAGGAAAAGGUUCAAUACUUUUUCUUGAUAAAGAGGGUAAGAGGAAGGUACUAGCGAGUGUUUACUAUAUACCGGAGCUACGAAGUAAUAUCAUAAGUUUGGGACAAGCCACUGAGUCCGGAUGCGACGUAAGAAUGAAAGGCAACUAUCUUACCUUACUUGACCGAGAUGGAAACCUAUUAGUAAGAGCAGUUAGGUCGAAGAACCGACUAUAUAAGGUAGCCAUGGAAGUUGAUAACUGUAAAAUAGAAUGUCUCAAAGUCUCCUGUGAUGGCGUCUCUGCUACUUGGCAUGCAAGACUAGGACAUGUUGGCUUAGAAACGAUGAAAACAAUGAUCAACAGAGAUAUCGUCAUAGGCAUACCUCACAUAACCGUCGAUAGGGAGACAUGUUAA
This is a messenger RNA of Brassica oleracea var. oleracea, 1482 nucleotides long. RefSeq lists its product as uncharacterized. Bases 1 to 1482 code for a protein of 493 amino acids. The record is from RefSeq and is a predicted model, not a curated record. Lineage: Eukaryota; Viridiplantae; Streptophyta; Magnoliopsida; Brassicales; Brassicaceae. Gene Ontology annotation, molecular function: nucleic acid binding; zinc ion binding. The transcript has a single exon.